AUGGGGCAGAUAAGGUGUUGCUGGGCAUUUUCCACAGUGGCAGCAAUAGAGGGAAUUAUAAAGCUUCAGACAGGUAACUUAAUAUCAUUAUCAGAGCAACAGCUUGUGGACUGUACUGCUGGAAAUAAAGGCUGUCAAGGUGGUCUCAUGGACACUGCUUUCCAAUAUAUUAUACGAAACGGAGGGCUAACAAGUGAAGAUAAUUACCCCUACCAAGGAGUAGAUGGCACUUGCAGUAGCGAGAAGGCAACAUCUACUGAAGCACAAAUAACUGGGUAUGAAGACGUGCCACAGAAUAAUGAAAACGCUCUCCUGCAGGCUGUGGCCAAACAGCCAGUAUCUGUCGCUGUUGACGGUGGUGGGAACGAUUUCCGGUUUUAUAAAAGUGGUGUCUUCGAAGGGGAUUGUGGGACAAACCUAAACCACGCGGUUACUGCAAUUGGAUAUGGUACUGACAGUGAUGGGACUGAUUAUUGGUUGGUGAAGAAUUCGUAG
Molecule: messenger RNA, 495 nt
Organism: Populus trichocarpa (black cottonwood)
Lineage: Eukaryota; Viridiplantae; Streptophyta; Magnoliopsida; Malpighiales; Salicaceae
Product: senescence-specific cysteine protease SAG12-like
Exons: 2
Coding region: 1-495 (164 amino acids)
Cellular component (GO): lysosome
Molecular function (GO): cysteine-type endopeptidase activity
Source: RefSeq, a predicted model, not a curated record